AUGUGUAUAAUGCACCUCAGGUGUCCGCCGGUGCUGCACAUUGUUCUGCGUAUCCUCGAGUGCAACCUGCUGGCUUCUCGUUCAUUCUGGGCCCACCGAGUUGCCGAUCGCCACUUUCCUGCUCCACCUCCCUCUACUUCAACAGAAACCAGCAUUAUUACCGUCCCACCGCCUGUGCCGUCUUCGCCGCCCUCUCUGUUGUCAAUCACCUCUCCGGCUAAGACUACCGCUGAUGGUUUGCCGACGCUCUCUCCGCAGGGU
Molecule: messenger RNA, 261 nt
Organism: Dibothriocephalus latus
Lineage: Eukaryota; Metazoa; Platyhelminthes; Cestoda; Diphyllobothriidea; Diphyllobothriidae
Source: the annotation of a GenBank genome assembly